GGCUACCACGCAGCCACCGUAGUGCGUUUGCUGGACGUCACUGCCAAAAACAAGAUGUCGGUCGCCAAGCUGGUAACAACCCAGUUUAAAGGUUUUACCAAGCGUGGUUGUGUGUUUGCUGUUGCCGUACCAUGUAGUUCUUGUUGGGGGCAAAUAUGAAAGCGGUGUCUGUUGUCUGUAGUUAGCAUAGAGAUGCUAAAAUCGUAAUCGAGCAGCGGUGGCACAAACAAAGACAAAGUCGUACUUUCCUUUGGUUUGACGGGGUUUAAAAAGAAAAAUAUCAGUGUAGCGGCGGAGUCGCCAUCAUGUCAGAUCUGGACACCCUUGUUGUCACCUUCCAGACGCAGCUCCUGGACGUGAUGGAGACUGUGGUGAAGACAGCCAUGUAUAAGGUCACACAGUUGGUGGAGGACGGCUUCUUGGAUGAGAUGAAGCGCAAGAACCGGGAGGUGGAGACCCUGAGGAUGAAGCUGCAAUGUGCUGAGAGGAAAUUAAGUGUGAAAGAAGGAGGCGUGUGCGUUGAUAUUGCUGGCAAUGACACUGUUAACGCUUCAGAGGACCUGCAAGAUGAUGUUUUGAUGGACUGCGGUGUGGAAAGAGAGCGAGACAGCACUGGAAGGUCAGUAGGGACCCAAAGAUGUGAAAUGAAAUCCGACGAGGCUCCAGCAGUUCUCCCCAGCCCUGAGGAGGACACACAUACAAUGAAACAUACUGAUGGGAUGCCAGUGGUGAAGGAAGAAGUCGGCUUGGAGGACGUUAGGACGUCGGCUAAGCCUCUGUCCGUGGAGAUGGACGCUGGUUGGACUGGCCAAACACUGCAUCAUCAGAGACUUGGAACUGACAGAGAGUGCGAACCAACCAAAGCCAAAGUAUCUCCACAGCGAGCGGGGCAGGAGCUGGAAGACUAUUUUGCAGACGGUAAUAUGAGUCCUGUUACUCGAGAUCGGCUUUGUAGCUCCUCCUCCAAGACAAGACUGCAACACCUCGCCUCGCUCGGUGUAUCAAUCAAGCAGGAGAUGACUGUGGAUUCACACGGGGCUGAGGACAUCAAACAGGUGCGAAAAGAAGCGACGACAAAUUCAGGGAUUGCAUCCGUCUCGUGUGCAAUAAAGAGGAACAGGUUGAGUUCUUUAGCACCAAAGCACAACACAAGUUCCUGUAAACCCACGGCGCAGCAGGGGAUCAAGGUGAAUUCCAAACAAGGUACGUGUGACAGGCUGCAGGCUGCUAUGAAGCAUCUCAUUCGGCCCGUGAAAAAGCCCACGCCCGCACUGUGCAACACAUCUUACUCUCAGGCCUUGGAUCCCCUGAACAGAAAUCCCUCCACAUCUAAAGCCACGCCCCCUGCCGCCCUUCCACGGACUCACCCCGCAAAUAAAGUAACCCUUAGUCGAACUGGCCCCCCAUGUGUCACCAACAGACCACAGCCUCAGUGUGCCACCUCCCACCACGCACACCCUUCAUCCCACCCAGAUGGCGUCCUCAGGCACCCCCUGCGCUGCGGCCAUUGUGACAGAUGUUUCCCCCAUCUCAGCAACCUGAAGGCCCACCUGCAGACUCACACAGGCGAGAGGCCUUUCUGCUGCUCUCUGUGUGGUCGCAGCUUCACCAAACUGAGCAACCUCAAAGCCCACCGGCGAGUCCACACCGGAGAGAGACCAUACUGCUGCUUAGCCUGCGGCAAACGCUUCACACAGAAAUGUAACCUGAAACGGCAUCAGAGGAUACACGUGGACGAAUGAUGGCAGUUGUGACGCCACAGCGUUUUUUUUGUGUUGUGUGCGUGUGUGUGUAAAUGUCUGAGAUUGUGUCUUUUGUCAUGUUGUGCAGUUCGGGUAAUACGCUGUAUUUGUCUCUUGGGAGUCUUUUACAUGUACAGUGGAACCUUGGUUAGCGUCAUUCACCCAUUCCAGAUGGUGCGAAAUGUUUCCCUUAAGAAAUAAUGUAAAUCCAAUGAAUCCAUUCCAGAAAGCCUUAACACAAAACAUGUUUUUAUAGUUUUACAAUGAUUGUUUUACAUGCAGAAAACACUUCAAAAUGCAUACAAAUGACCAACACUUUUACCUUGAUCGAAGACGUGAUUGUUGCCAAAGACGGCGACGUGGCAGCAAAAGCCACUAGGGACGCUACCUUCAUGUUUUGCUCCGAGUUAUUUCCGGAAUUGUGGAAAAAUUGAGAAAGUGUUUCCAGCCUUUUUCAAAAUGCUCUCACUUGCAACUUUCUUUGGCUCCGUUACAGCUUAUUUUGCCGCCGUGAUCGAAAGAAGAGAGACUUGUGGCAUAACUGUGUUCGGUAGCAAAGAACUACACCCAACCGCUGAUGACAUCAUAGACGGGCGACGGAGCGGACUUCUUCUUCCUGUUUCCAUGAAGUAACAAGCUA
Molecule: messenger RNA, 2382 nt
Organism: Dunckerocampus dactyliophorus (ringed pipefish)
Lineage: Eukaryota; Metazoa; Chordata; Actinopteri; Syngnathiformes; Syngnathidae
Product: zinc finger protein 37 homolog
Exons: 4
Coding region: 306-1742 (478 amino acids)
Cellular component (GO): nucleus
Source: RefSeq, a predicted model, not a curated record